This is a messenger RNA of Trametes versicolor FP-101664 SS1, 1679 nucleotides long. RefSeq lists its product as uncharacterized. Lineage: Eukaryota; Fungi; Basidiomycota; Agaricomycetes; Polyporales; Polyporaceae. Gene Ontology annotation, molecular function: phosphatidylinositol binding; ubiquitin binding. The record is from RefSeq and is a predicted model, not a curated record. The coding region runs from base 40 to 1503 and encodes 487 amino acids. Gene Ontology annotation, biological process: actin cortical patch localization; endocytosis; actin filament organization. The transcript is spliced from 11 exons. Gene Ontology annotation, cellular component: actin cortical patch.
ACUCCCUUCUCUCUCUACCUCCACCACUCUCUCGCCACCAUGUCUGCGCUCUCGCUCGCAAAACAGGCAUACUCCGCGUUCAACCGCGAUAAGCCCCAUUCGUCCAUUACGGAAUGGGUCGAGAUCCUCACCUCGAGCAGCUACGAAGAGGAGGCGUACGAUGGGAUCCCGGAAUUAGUGGAUUCCAUCAAUAUUCAAGCCACAGGGCCUGCGGAAGCUUCACGCGCGGUCCGCAAGAAGCUCAAGCACGGAAACCCUCAUCAGCAGUACCGCGCACUCGUGAUUCUGAAGGCUAUCGUCGAGAACGGCGGCCACAAGUUCCAGACGUCAUUCGCGGACCACCAACUCACAGAUGCGAUCAAGAACCUCGCCGCGGAUGCCGCAACAGACCACAAGGUGAAGAAGAAGCUUGCCUCCGUGCUCGCAGCAUGGCAUCUGCAGUUCAAGGAUGACCCCUCUAUGACGCUUGUGGCGAACCUGUACAAGCAGUGCAAGGUUGCACACUCCACUCGUGUGAGCACCGAUCGGCGAGCACUGGAUAACGUCAACGCUGGUCUUGGCGUGGACGCCGAAUACAUUGAGCGGAAAAAGAAAGAGGACGAAACUAGGAAGAGAAGGGAGGAAGAGAAGCGCAAAGCCAAGGAAGACAAAGCGCGCCGGAAGGUGGAAGAGGAGGAGCGAAAACGGAAGGCUGCACAACCGAAGAUGAAGCGAAAGCCCUUCAACUUCGAGCAGGAGAAACCGCAGAUUCUUACUUCCAUCGCUAACGCCUCCCAAGCGGCGAACAAUCUAGUGAACGCCAUGACACUCGUAAACACUGCCCAAGAUAGCCUGGAGACAAAUGAGCGAGUCCAAGAAUGCUUGACCAACGUGAAGCAAGUAAGAAAGCAGAUUGUCCGCUAUAUCCAGCUUGUCGAGAACGAGGACAUGAUCGGCGUUCUGAUCGAGACCAACGACCGCAUCAUCGCAGCGUUGGAGAACUACGACUUGCUCUCGAAGCCAGAUACAUCAGAACAGCAGGUCAAGGCGAUUCAGGAGGGGCUCGCCGCUACGAAGCUGUCGAACAGUCAGCUGGGCAAGCUGCAGGAUAGGCAGCGCGCGGCGAUCGAACGGUCGACUGGUCGCGUCGGGUCUUCCAGCACGCGGCCAGACUCCGACGAAGAUAGCCCUGCCAGUCCAACGAGCCCGUCAUACGUCCACCCCGACCUGCAGAACCUUGAGUUCGGUGCUUUGGGCGCCGAGCAGAGCGGUCUGCCUCCCCCGAUUCGACCGUCAGUACCGCGUUCAUCGUCGGAAGACGACGAUGCGUGGCGACGCGGCUCCCUCUCGGACUUCAGCGACUACCACUCGUCCGAUGAGGAGACGCACAACCGCGCCGUCGCGUCGUCUUCGGGGCAGCCCCGCCGGCGAGGAUACGUCGACGUCUCCGACGACGAGUCUGCGGAUGUCCGUCGGAACCCGAAGCAGGGCUUGCUGGAGGACCCUUUUGCCGAUCCACUCUGACCGCUUUCCAUUGAACUAUGAGGCGGUGCUGGGAAGAAGGAAAGGUGGCAAGAAGUGUAAGCAAGCAGUACUUGUACGCUCGGUGUUCUAGUAUGUUUGUGUCACCAUAUUGUAUAGAACGCGCUGAGAAGUUGUAUUGUGAUCUACCAUGUGUAUCUGAAUUAUAUCAUUCUAUU